AUCAUUUGAAUUGAAGCAAAAUCACCAUCAACAUCUUGAAGAUUCAUGUUUUGGCUUUAAAAUCACUUCAAAAUGACGACAACAAAGGUGCUGUUGACGUCGUUUUGUCUAUCUGUUAUGAUCUGUGCUUGUAUUGCUCAAAGAUGGUUAGGACCAAGGCCUAAACCUUACGACCGCCUAACAGAAGCAUGUCCAAUGUACGCAAGCGUAAAGUUACGCGAGAAUAUUGUCAGGUGCAAUUGGAAUUGUUUGGAUAAACUUGCUGCAAUGGACGAGGAGGUGAAUAUGUACCCGCGCCAUUUUAUGAAACGACUUUACAAAUUGGGAACGGACGGGCAUUUGUGUUAUGCACAUGAUGGCCAAGCGGUAGAGAUUGCGCAUCCGUGUGAAGCUCUUGACCUAGCUUGCAGCAAAGGAAACCCUCAAAGGGUGGAUUUCUGUUGGAGAAUCGUCGCAUCACUCAUGGUUCAGAGUCGCCCCCAAAGGCCUCAGGGUCCCCAGAGGCCCCAGGGUCCGCAAGCUCCUCGACCAAAUCCCCCUGGCCGUGGGGGAUGGGGUAUGGCUCAGAUUCCCCAUGUUCCUCAGGGUCCACAAAGUCCUCGAACAAGCCCUCCUGGCCGUCCAGGUUGGGAUAUGCCUCAAGCUCCCCAAACUCCUCUACCAAAUCCACCUGGCCGUGGUGGUUGGGACAUGCCUCAGUCUCCCCAACCUCCUCAGGGCCCCGAAGCUCCUCGACAAAACCCACCUGGCCGUGGUGGUUGGGGCAUAUAAAAAGUCUUUCAACAAAUCCAUUUUGGCUUUUGGUUGUGCUGGAUGAUACGUGGUGCGAAAAUGGAAUUGAUGCUGUUUCUAAUCAGAAUAUAAAGACAAUUGUAUGAUUGUUACUAGGGAACACAUUACGUCAAUAUACAAAUUGACUGUUCCCAUAUUCUUGAGGACGAUGCGACUACCAGGUGAAGUUUUAACGACAGGACUAUUCUUUAAAAGGGAAUUCAAUCUUGGUAAUAAAUAGACGAAACAACAAGAAAAAAAAAACAUAUUAGGGGAAAUUUAGAAAGGAAUUGGAUUAGGAAUAGGAUAUUUUUCCCCAACUUUGAUUACCAAGACAAAAAAAAAGCAAACAACUAAUUGGAGAAAAUAAUUAUAUAUGUACAUGUAUGUAAAUAAAAGCAAUUAAUGUU
Messenger RNA from Lytechinus pictus (painted urchin), 1181 nucleotides. Its product is annotated as collagen alpha-1(I) chain-like. Lineage: Eukaryota; Metazoa; Echinodermata; Echinoidea; Temnopleuroida; Toxopneustidae. The transcript is spliced from 4 exons. The record is from RefSeq and is a predicted model, not a curated record. The coding region runs from base 73 to 771 and encodes 232 amino acids.